AUGGCCAAAGAGUGUCCCCAGAGGCUCCAGAAGCACACUGCAGCCUUAGCAACAGUAACAGGAGCAGCGCUACAAGGAGAGCAGUUUCAGGGAAACGACAAUGCCUGGCUGGAAGCAGACAUGCUGGGGCUCAGCCAGGCGAGUCAGUAAAGCAGUCCCCAGCGCUUUUGCAGCCUACAAAUCCCUUACCACCCAAGCCAGUGGUGCAGCUCACUGCUACUCUCCAGCUACCUAAUGGACUCACCCUGGAAGUCCCCAUUACAAUUGACUCAGGGAGCAACGCAGACUUCGUGGGGAUGCAGUUCAUCAAGCAGCAUCGCAUAGCGCUUCUACCAGCCACGCUGCCUCUGAACGUCGUCACGGUAGAUGGCAGGAAGUUGCUGGGCGGGCAAGUGGUACAACAGACGCCACCCAUGCUGCUGAAGAUUGGGAAUCAUCGCGAGGUCAUCAGUUUCAACGUCACCCGACUGUCAGACACGCCUAUAGUGUUAGGCAUGAGUUGGCUGGAUAGACACAGCCCAUCAUUAGCGUGGUACCAGCGGCAGCUCACCUUUGGCUCGUCCUACUGCGCACAACAUUGCAUCCAGACCGGCCAGGAGGAGGAGGGCCAGGAGGAAGGGCAACAGUUGCAUCUAGGCAUGGUGCAG
Molecule: messenger RNA, 647 nt
Organism: Podarcis lilfordi (Lilford's wall lizard)
Lineage: Eukaryota; Metazoa; Chordata; Lepidosauria; Squamata; Lacertidae
Source: the annotation of a GenBank genome assembly